CGUUCGUCCCAUUUGUGAUUGGUUCCUAUGUAAACAUUGGACCAUUCCCCGUCCUGUCAUCCCGUCUUGUCCUCCUUCUAGGUUGUCAACUCAACACCUCUCUCCCACACGCUGAGUCGUUGAAUCCAUUCAUUUGGACGAGAGUUUGGGAUUGUCAAUUGACUCUCUGUCUCUCCCUUGACGACUAGACAUCACCUUCGUUUCUGAUUUCUGGGGAAACUCCACGCGCUCGAUUGCUUGACCCUACCGGAAUCGAACCACUCGCUCGUCUCUUCAAAGCUCGUGAAGCUCUCACCAACUCUCGAUCCGCCAACCUCUCUCCCAAACCCUCAAAAUGCACACAUCCAACCUCGCUCCGGCAGCCUUCGCCGCCCUCUCCCUCCUCCUCAACCCCGUCGCCGCCAUCCCCGCGCCCGUUCCCGUCCCCAUCGCCGCCCCCGAGCCAACCCUCGUCGCCCGCGCCGAUGUCAUCGCUCCCACCGCCGCCUGGAUCAGCGUCAACAACAAGGGCGUUCCCACGACCGUCACUCCCGUCCCGACCACAAUCUCCGGCACCGCGACCUACGCCUCCGCCGCCCCCAACGCCUUGACGGGCAGCGUCUUCACCCUGACCGACUGGCACCUCGUCAAGGUCACCACCAGCACGGGCACCCCGCCCGUCGCCACGGCCGAUAGCAAGAGCGGCGCGGGGGCGUUCGCGCCGUGCAGCAACACCAAGGGGGACUUUUCGCCCUUUUGCGAUCCGAAUAAGGGGAGCACGCUUUACACCGAUGGGACCUACUAUGUAACCUGGGACCCCACCGUCCUCAUCAAAGGCAACAAGACCAACGUCAACGUCAAAAUCCAAGGCAAAUCCGUAAACGGCACAACGGUAGGUGACAUCGUCCUCAACGCCGACACAGACACCACGAACCCGGCCUCCUACGGCUACUACGCCUGGACCGUCUCCUCCAGCCUCAUCCCCGCAGGCCAAGACAACGCCACGAUCGAGCUCCUCCUGUCCUACACCGUCGACGGCGCCGCGCAGGACGCCAUUACCGGCCCGCAGGUCCUCGUCGCCAAGCGGCCGGAGUGGCACCCCGAGGCCGCGAAGAUGCCCAAGGGCGCGGAGCUGUACAUCGCCCUCCCCACCGUGUUCGGGUUCAUUAUCAUUUGCGUCAUUGGCGGGUGUAUCUGGAACCGGCGGACGCGCAAGAUCGGGCUGGGGAAUAUCAUGAGCCGCUCGAGGCACGGGUACGGGGUCGGCAAGUCGCGGGCGCAGAGGCUGGGGGCCAAGGUGAGGCAGAGCGUGUUCCAUGGCGGGCGCAAGGAUCGCGGGAUUCAGUUGAGGCAGAGGGAGAUUAGCCCCGAUGGGUAUGUGUACCGCGACGAGCCGCUGCCUGAUCAGCAGCAAAGGCAGCAUACUGGUGGACUCAACACCAACAACGGUGGUGGUCUCGGCCAUGCUCGGAGGGAUAGCGAUGCCCUGGGAAGUCUUGCCGGAAGCCCGGUUUCGGCUACGUUCCCGCACCAUGAGCCCCAGGGCGGUAAUGCUUUCAGGGAGGAGAUGAGGAGGCAGGAGAGGGAGAGGUAUUGAGAGGAGUUAUGAACUUCUCAAUGGCAUGCCAUUUCGUGUGCUGCCGAGAGGAAGCUGUGUUGUUUGGUGAGGCUACCACAGAGGGUAGUAGGCGAUGAUGGAAAACAUGAGAAUAAGUGUCACGAUAUAGACGACGCAAGAUUCAGAGAUG
Colletotrichum scovillei is the source of this 1727-nucleotide messenger RNA. RefSeq lists its product as uncharacterized. The transcript is spliced from 2 exons. NCBI's taxonomy places the organism in Eukaryota, Fungi, Ascomycota, Sordariomycetes, Glomerellales, Glomerellaceae. The record is from RefSeq and is a predicted model, not a curated record. Bases 335 to 1576 code for a protein of 413 amino acids.